Amaranthus tricolor (Joseph's coat) is the source of this 2939-nucleotide messenger RNA. RefSeq lists its product as uncharacterized. Gene Ontology annotation, molecular function: 5'-3' RNA exonuclease activity; 5'-3' DNA exonuclease activity. The record is from RefSeq and is a predicted model, not a curated record. The coding region runs from base 219 to 1487 and encodes 422 amino acids. The transcript is spliced from 5 exons. Lineage: Eukaryota; Viridiplantae; Streptophyta; Magnoliopsida; Caryophyllales; Amaranthaceae.
AUUGACCCCGAGGUAAAGAAAUAAAUCUGAAAGCCGACACAUCACAAGAGGGGGCCUCUCCAUCUGCGCAAUCCAUAAAUUCAGAAAUCAGUACCAUCUAUCAAGUACGUAUUCUAUACUUCUACAGACCUAAAUUUUUCUUCUUUGCCGCUUAAAACCACUGUUCCUGAAAACCCCAUUUCUUUUCUUCUCUAUAUUCCAUAUAUACUUCUUUGAUUAUGGGUGAAGGUAACAAAGAUAAGAGAAGGAGGAAGAAGAGAGGAGGUGCAAAAAGAAGAAUGACUGCCGAACAAACUUUAGCUUUAAAAUCUGUUAAUGAAUGGGUUAAUUUGGCUAAACAUUCUUCUUCUGAUGAAGUUAACCAAAUAGAUGACGACUUUUUACCUGAAAUGAUGUGUAGAGCUACUUUUUCUGAGAAAGUUGUGUUUGAAUUGCAUUCCCAUUCAAUUUGUAGUGAUGGGUUUUUGACCCCUUCUGCUCUUGUUGAAAAAGCUCAUCAAAAUGGGGUGAAAGUUCUUGCUCUUACUGAUCAUGAUACAGUGUCGGGUAUCCCUGAGGCUCUAGAGGCUGCUUACAGAUUUGGCAUCAAGAUUAUUCCUGGCGUUGAGAUCAGUUCUGUUUUUGCAACAAGAGAUGAUUCCGAGUCAGAAGAACCAGUUCACAUUCUUGCGUAUUAUAGCAGCUGUGGACCCGCAAGAUUUGAAGAAUUUGACCAAUUUUUGAGGAACAUAAGGGAAGGACGUUAUGUUCGUGCAAAAAGUAUGCUCUCAAAACUUAACAAACUCAAGAAGCCCAUUAAAUGGGAAAAUGUCAUAAGAAUUGCAGGCAGUGGAGUUGCUCCUGGUAGACUGCAUGUUGCCCGUGCUUUGUUGGAAGCUGGCCAUGUUGAGGAUCUUAAGCAAGCCUUUGAUCGAUAUCUUUAUGAUGGCGGACCUGCAUAUUCUAAAGGAAGCGAGCCUUCUGCUGAAGAAGCUGUGCAAAUGGUAUGUAAAACUGGAGGCAUAGCUGUCUUGGCACAUCCGUGGGCACUGAAAAAUCCCAAUCCAGUAGUCAAGAGUUUAAAAGCGGCAGGUCUUCAUGGGAUAGAAGUUUAUAGAAGUGACGGAAAACUUGCAGUGUACAGUGACCUUGCUGACGCUUAUGGCCUCCUAAAGCUCGGAGGCUCAGAUUAUCACGGAAGAGGUGGGCGUGCAGAAUCUGAUCUUGGAAGUGUUGGCCUUCCUGUGCUGGCUGCACAUGAUUUCUUGAAGAUAGCUCGACCAAUUUGGUGUGAUGCCAUUAAAAAUAAUUUGGUGCUAUAUCUUGAAGACUCUAGUGAGCUGAAUCUAAAGCAUAUCACGAGGUUUGCAACGAAAAGUAUUACUACCAGUAACUCCGAAAAGGAUAUUAUAAACAGUUGUUUACGCUCAUGGCUGUCAAGGGAAGAGAUGCAGCAUGCAGAUUUCCAGGCCACCAUUUCAAAGCUUCCUGAUAUUGCAAUAAGCUGACAGGAAAACUUUCACUUUUCUUGGGGUAGGGGGUUCUAAAUUUGUUUCAAGAAUAAGGUAUCCUUACUUUAUCUAUUUAUUUUUUUUUUGCCAGAUUUAGAUUUGAGUAUCACUGCACAUUUUUUUGCACAGUGAUGCCUAUAGGAAAUAUGCUUCUCCCAAUGAGUAUCAAAAUUUGAUCUAAUUUGGUUUGGUAGAUGAUUGAAUUUGAAUUUCAAAAGAUAGCAUUUUAUUGUGUUUCGGUUACAAGUAGUGAUAGAAGUAAUUGAUGUUCCUUGACCCUUGUAGAGUUAUUUUUUUAAGGAGCUCUUCUUUAACAAUUUACAGUUGUCAUUCAUAUUUGGAUAGAGAUAAAUAGAGGGAAAAAAAGGAAAGAGAUUUGAUAAGAUGAAAAUUACUUGUUUGGAUCGGAUUUAGAGGAGAUGAGUUUGAAAGAAAACACAAACAAAUUUUGUUAAGAGUAUAAUCUCUCUUAAAGUGGAAGUAUUUAGAGGGAAAAUAUUCAUUUUCCUUCUAAAUAAAUAAGGUGCACUCUCCCUCAAUUAUCUCUCCCUUCCUUACCCAUCCUAUCUUUUCCCUACCCCUUCCCUUCUUUUUUUUUUCUAAUUUAUUAUCCAAACAUAUAUUACAAUAAUAAUAAUAAAAUAUAAAUUACAAUUAUGAGGAAUUUGUAUUAACACUUUGUUGAUGGCUAAAAGCAAACUACACAAUAACACUAAUGAAAACUUGAAAAUACUUGUGCAACGAAAACUGUUGCCCGGAAACUUAAUACUUGUUGUAGGCAUGUAAUUACUUUCCUUUUGUGAUAUUCUCCCCACAAAGGUACUUGGAUUUGAACUUGGAAAUUCACAACGAGAUACAAACAACACAAUAUACCCUUAAAGUAUACCGCUUAAUAACAAAAUGUAUAAAUGAAUUAUAAACUUGAAAGUUUGACAAAAAAAUUCAUAACUCUUUUUGAAAAUCACAAGUAAAAGAGAAAUCAAGGAUAACAUAGAAUUCGAAAAAUUGGUAUGUGCAUCCUUCACCCAAGACUCUCUAUUUAUAAUAGUUAUAGUAUACCCAAGAGUCAAGGGAUGCUAAUUACCAUUGAUGAUCAAGCUUAAUGAUCAUACAUCAAUACCAUGUCGAUUGUGGUAUUCAUGAGCAUUAUUCUGAGUUAUUAACACCCUUAUAACUUCAGAAUCACAGUUGAACAAAAAGGAAUCUAAUGCCCAUUGUUUAAAGAAGACGAAAAGACAAAACAGAACUUGGUCUGCACCUAAAGUCGAGUCGGCUGUGGUACCAACCCACAUGAUAGCCGAGUCGACUUUUCCUAUUGACUCGGUUUCCUAUUUUGCCUUUUGUCCUUCCCUUUUGAAUCCCUUUUGGACCUUGUAUUUUUAAUAUAUUUUAAAAAUUAAUAUACACUAAAUAUCCAACAUCAUAUAGGAAGACUUUAACCUUAGUCCC